Molecule: messenger RNA, 3215 nt
Organism: Nothobranchius furzeri (turquoise killifish)
Lineage: Eukaryota; Metazoa; Chordata; Actinopteri; Cyprinodontiformes; Nothobranchiidae
Gene: prodha
Product: proline dehydrogenase (oxidase) 1a
Cellular component (GO): mitochondrion
Molecular function (GO): proline dehydrogenase activity; FAD binding
Source: RefSeq, a predicted model, not a curated record
GCGCGCGCACAUUACACAACUCCACAGCAGCAAGUAAGUUAGGAGUCUGCGGCCGCGGCUAUUUUGUUUCUGCUCUUUUAUCUCGUUCAGCGAGUGAGGAAAACGAUGUCCUACGCAAAGUUUGUAGCAUCUCUCAUUCGGGCAAACUUAGGUAAUAUCAAUAAAAUACGCAUCUCACCGUCAACAUGUCGGUCAACCGUCGCAUCCCCGAAGUCGAGCCAGGAAGAGAAAGAGCAACAGCUGGAUGGGUGCACGGUGGUCCAAGCUGAGCCGCUCGAGCUUAUCAGCCAGACCAAAGAUGCUAGAAAGGUCUACCUAGAUAACAUCCAAAUAGACUUCGACAACACAGAGGAAGCCUACAAAAGCAAAGGUAACCUAGAACUGCUGAGAAGUCUGCUCGUUUUCCACCUGUGUUCCGUUGAUUUCCUCGUGGACAAAAACAAAGAACUGAUGGAGCUGACCAAGAAGCUGCUGGGUCAGCGCGUGUUCGAGAAGCUGAUGAAGAUGACCUUCUACGGUCAGUUUGUGGCAGGUGAAGACCACAACUCCAUCAAACCAUUGAUUCAGAAGAACCAGUCGUUUGGCGUGGGGGCAGUCCUGGACUACAGUGUGGAGGAAGACCUGACUCAGGAGGAGGCAGAGAAGAAGGAGAUGGACUCCUGUGUUUCUGAAGCAGAGAAAGAAAGCCCAGGCACUGAUCACCGUGAAAAGAAGUACAAGGCUCAUCGACAGUUUGGGGACAGACGUGGGGGGGUCAUCAGUGCUCGGACCUAUUUUUAUGCAGAUGAAGCAAAAUGUGACAACCAGAUGGAGACGUUCAUUAACUGCAUUAAAGCCUCAGGUGGAGCUUCCAGUGAUGGGUUUUCUGCAAUAAAAAUGACUGCACUUGGACGACCACAGUUUCUUCUUCAGUUUUCAGAGGUUCUGGUCAAAUGGAGGCAGUUCUUUCACUUCCUCGCGGCACAGCAAGGGAAAUCUGACAUGUCCGCUUUGGAAAAAAUACUGGAACUGGAACAGCUGAAGGAAAACUUGGCUCAGCUGGGAGUAGGAGCCAAAGAUGACAUUGAGAACUGGUUUACUGGAGAGAAGCUGGGUUCUUCGGGAACGAUUGAUCUUUUGGACUGGAACAGUUUGAUCACUGACACAACAAAAAUCUCCAAUCUGCUUAUGGUGCCCAAUGUUGAGACCGGUCAGCUGGAGCCUUUACUGAGCACGUUUACUGCUGAGGAGGAGAGCCAAAUGAAGAGGAUGUUACAGAGAGUCGACAUUCUGGCAAAGCAUGCUGUGGAGAACGGGGUGAGGCUAAUGGUGGAUGCAGAGCAGACGUACUUCCAACCAGCCAUCAGUCGACUGACCCUGGAGAUGCAGAGGAAAUUUAACAGAGAAAAGCCCGUGAUCUUCAACACUUAUCAGUGUUACCUCAAGGAAGCCUACGAUAAUGUAACUCUGGAUGUUGAGCUGUCUCGACGAGAAGGCUGGUAUUUUGGUGCCAAACUGGUCCGGGGGGCUUACAUGUACCAGGAGAGAGCCCGGGCCCAGGAGAUCGGCUACGAAGACCCGAUAAACCCAGACUACGAGGCCACAAACAGGAUGUAUCACAAGUGUUUGGAGUAUGUUCUGGAGGAGAUUGAACACAACAGGAAAGCAAAUGUAAUGGUUGCAACUCACAAUGAGGACACGGUGAAGUUCACUCUUGAAAAAAUGAAUGAAAUGAGCCUGUCUCCCGUGGAGAAUAAAGUUUACUUUGGACAGCUCCUCGGCAUGUGUGACCAGAUCAGCUUCCCGCUAGGUCAGGCAGGUUUUCCAGUUUACAAGUAUGUUCCAUACGGUCCUGUCAACGAAGUCAUCCCCUAUUUGUCUCGCCGCGCUCAAGAGAACCGCGGCUUCAUGAAAGGGUCCCAGAGAGAGCGCAGCCUGCUGUGGAAGGAGCUGAGGCGCAGGCUUGUGGGUGGUCAGGUGUUCUACAGGCCUGUUUACUGAGGGACUGCAGCGCAUCGUGCUGCUAAAGCACGUCUGGAAUCAUUCCACAGUCUUCAGGUUGCUACUCUUUCCUGUCUUGUCAUUAUUGUGGGAGGACAAGGUCUUGCUUAAGAGCUGCUAAAAUAAAUUAAAUCAUUGUUUACUUUUAAGUAUUUCAGGUGCGAGAUUAAAGCAGACGUGUUGCUUUUAGAAUGUAAAUGUUAAAGAGGUGCAUUGCCAGGAUAAUGUGUGGUUUGUGUUGCGUCAUAAUCAGUUUUUCUUUAUUUAAUCACUUUUGCAAAAUGCAACUUGACACAUGUUUCGAUCUUAAAUUGCACAACCAGCUUUUAUAAAAGCAGAUAUCUUCUGAUGAUGGACAGAGUGGGGCUGUUAAUGUGUGUUUGGAUGACAGAAGGGGAUUUAUUUGUACAUACAAACUGUUGGGUGGUUUUUUAGAGCAUUUCAUGGUAUUUUUGUUCACUGUAAAUCCUGUUUCAAGUAGCUGUCACUUACAAGUGCCUCAUAUUUGCUAUCAAGACUAUCUAGAAACAACCAAACAUGUCAAAACCUGGUUUUUGUAUCCACCGGCCAUCAUAAUUUGUUUAAUUCACAUAUUUUAUGCUAGUGGUGUGCUUGAUUUAAUGAGCUACUUUGUUCUUUUCUGUGUAUGCUUUAAUACCAAGAGAAAUACCAGGAUGUGUAAAUGUUUGCUGUUGGUUUAAACUCCAAAUUUAGAGUUAUGGUGUGCAGUUUUAUGUUUCUGAGAUAAAAGUUUGUCUUUCAGGAUUCAUUUAUGCUUUGUUGGUGGCAUCUGAUGGUUUUACCUUCAGUUUUCUCUGAAGUAAAGAAUAUCUUCCAGCUGUUAAACAAUGGGAGUAUUUCAAAGAAACAAAAGGGGAAAUAUAAUCCACCCCGGUCACUCAAUGUCCUGGGAUCAUGUGUCGAGCGCUGCAGGGUUCUGGGAAAGCCUGUUCACACUAGUGUGGCGUCGUUUUAUCAGCUGCAACACCAGUGGGAAAAGUCAGUUAAUUUGCUGUCGGAGGAAAGAUUUAGGAACGUUUGAAACUAUAAAUGUUAGCAAAGUGCCUUUUAAUAAGCCUGAAACAAGUUAAGAGAGGUUUUAUUUUUAAUGUUUGUAAAUUCAAGUAUCCAUUCUAAAGUGUUCAGUGUGUGUUUAGUGUGUCAAUAAAUUGGAUUUUUUUAUGUUUUAUUCAAAAUAAAAUUAACGCAAUAAAGGAACCAAAACUUCAAAGGAA